Molecule: messenger RNA, 1058 nt
Organism: Fomitopsis serialis
Lineage: Eukaryota; Fungi; Basidiomycota; Agaricomycetes; Polyporales; Fomitopsidaceae
Exons: 4
Coding region: 120-560 (146 amino acids)
Molecular function (GO): protein binding
Source: RefSeq, a predicted model, not a curated record
CUUCAGAUGCAUGGCACUCAGUCUUAUGCUCUGUAGAACACACACGAGCGUAACAUUCGUCGAAUCAGCAGUAGGUUUGUCGCACUGCCCACGGCGAACAGGAACCGUGAUACAUAACUAUGGCCCCUUUGCAGAGAGUCCUCCGAUCCAGCAAGACAAAGCCGGUUUUGGAGGUUCUUGCCCAGCCCAGCGUCAAGCGGGUCCGGCGAACACGACCGAAGCAACCUGCAGAGGGCAGCAACGCACCAGUGAAGUCGCUGCCACUCGAACUGAUAACGCACAUUCUUGAGAACGUCGACUCUCCGCGCACGCUCGCUGAUGCAAGUCGUGUAUGCCGCACCCUCCAACUCGAAGCCGAACGUCUCUUGUAUCGCAAAGUAUACGUGGGGCGGGUUAAACACGUUCGCAGUCUGCACCAGGCUCUCACGAGGUCCUCAAGACGGGCGUCCUUCGUCAACGAAUUCGAGGCUCAUGACAAUGGGCGCAUGACUCCCGUGACUGCGCAUGACUCCCGUGACUCCGCUGGUGAUGGAAAUACUCCUCAUGCUCACAGGGCUUGAACAUCUGAAGCUCAACCUUUGUGCCAAUUACGAUGAGCCCGCAGCUUAUGACUCCGUUGUGCUGCUUGCGCAGUGCACAUUCAAACUCAAGUCGUUCGAUGGCUGGGUCACCUCUCCUAGCGACUUUGUUCACUUCCUCCAACAGCAGACCUGUCUAGAGUCACUGCACAUACAGGAUCAUUCCUGGCUUCCUAACUGGAGCAUACCACACGAUGCCGUCCCACGCCUCAAAUAUGUCCAGACACACUCCUUUCUCUUCGCGGACGCCAUCUAUGCCCCCCACGCAAUCACACACCUUCAUCUUUCCUUCAACGAUAGGAAUAACCGAGAUCUCAACGAGAUUCUUCGAGUUGUGCGGCACCAGUUGAUCAGCUUCAAGUGCGAACGAACGUCUUCAUCGGUCCGAACUCCCGUUUGGUCCUUGAUAUCGGACACGAUCAAUUGCGGGCUCAUGCCAAAUUUGAGAUAUCUCGAGGUAGAAGACGUUAGUGAUGCCAG